UAUAUAUAUAGUGCUACAAGGAUUGUUCUUAAACCAUCAACCAAAACUUAAAUAUUUCUCACAAUACAGCAAUAUUCCACCGCAAAAUCAGAAUCACAAUGAAGAACUUACUCAGUGGAACUGUGGUGGGUAUUCCCAUGAGUUCAGCAGUAUGCUCACUUGAAAGGCAGCCAAAAAGACUACUGGUUCUAUCUGCAAGUGAAGACCAUAUUAUUCCAUAUGCAACUUCAAAGAACUUUUCUAAAAUAAAGCAAAGAAAUUCUGUCAUUAGUAAGAUGAACAAAUUCGGAGAAAGGAUGGACUGUCUUGCACAAGGCAUCCGUGAGCAUGUGAGCCUAAGCCCGAAACUAACAGAAACUGUGAAGGGAAAAUUGAGCCUUGGGGCAAAGAUUCUUCAAGUAGGAGGGUUGGAGAGAAUAUUCAAGCAGAAGUUUAGUGUUAGAGAUGAUGAAAAGCUAUUGAAAGUUUCUCAAUGCUAUUUAUCAACGACAGCUGGUCCAAUGGCAGGCCUUUUCUUCAUCUCUACUGAUAAGAUUACUUUCUGCAGUGAGCGAUCAAUAAAGCUCUUAUCUCCAACUGGAAAGUUGCUUAAAAUCCGUUACAAGGUAUCAAUCCCAAUAAGUAAGAUAAAGGAAGCAAAAGAGAACGGAAAUAGGGAAAAGCCAUCACAGAAGUAUAUACAAGUAGUUACAAAGGAUGAUUUUGAGUUUUGGUUUAUGGGAUUCCUUAAUCAUCAAAAAACUCUAAGAUAUCUACAGCAGGCAAUUUCAAGCUCUUCCAGCAAGCUAAGAAGAUAGUUUUUUUCUCCCUUUCUUUUUUCAUUUUGUUUCCAAAUUCGCCCAUUCAUCAAUGUAAAAUGUUGAUGCAGAAACGAAUUUACAGAUUUGUUCAAACUUGUAACUAGCUCCAUUGCUCAAGGGAGGUCUUAGGUUUUGUAGGCUUUGAGCAUUGGGAGUUAAUACGGAUGUAUAGACUUAUUGUAAUACUAAUGCAAACGGAAGGAUAAUUCAUGUUUUUGGGACUUGGCCA
Messenger RNA from Nicotiana tabacum (common tobacco), 1029 nucleotides. RefSeq names its product putative GEM-like protein 8. Lineage: Eukaryota; Viridiplantae; Streptophyta; Magnoliopsida; Solanales; Solanaceae. The record is from RefSeq and is a predicted model, not a curated record.